AUGCCCAUUUUAAUAUUAGUGUUUGUGGGCUUUGUUGGGGCCCAGUUUAGUGAACCAAGACGACCGGUCGAUCUCUGGAAUCCGUUUGGGACGACAACAACGAGAAGGCCCGGACAAGUAAGAUAAUUUUUAUUAUGGCUUUUGGUGUUUAGGAACGAUAAGGUAAUAAAUUUGUUGAUAAAGAUGCAUUUUAUUGGAAGGUGAUAAAAUGUAUUAAAUGAACAUAUUAUUAACUUUAUCACUUUAGGGGACAGCUUCAGACGAAGUUCUGGUUCGGCUAUCAAUUGGUCAUGUUAUUGGGCGUCGUGCAACUGUGUAUAACGUGCCAUGGACAGCCGAUAAAGAUCCUCUAGAGACGGAAAGACCUACAGCGUCUCAUUUUGAUCCAGACCCAGUGCCUCUUCUCAACAAUGUUACAGUAUACACGUUUUUGGGGAUACCGUAUGCCGAACCACCAGUGUCUCAAAGAAGGUUCAAACCACCUCAGCUGAUGACACAACUGCCGGGAGAAGGACCUUUUUCAGCCUUAGAAUAUGGUCCUACUUGUGCACAAGAGAUUGAGACUAGGCCCAAUCUUAAGAUAAACAACUUGUAUCCGUUCAGAGUCAGCGAGGAUUGCUUGUACUUAAAUAUCUUCACUCCUGAUGUAAGUAGUGUUUGUGUUAGUUUAUUUUCUUAAUUUAGGCUGCAAAAACGUCGUCGCGCAACUACCCGGUUGUCGCGUUCUUUCAUGGCGGCAACUUCCAAACAGGCUCUGCUAAUGAAUGGCCAGGACAUGUUUUGGCGUCACGAGGAUUGGUUGUGGUCACCAUUAACUACCGUUUAGGACCUUUUGGUAAGUUUGCAAGUUUUUUUAAGAUUUUUAACUUGGAUCACCGUAUUUUACACAAUUAGAUUUAAAGUUUAAUAUUAUUGUAAAAGUUUAUAUUUGUGAAAACUUUUAAAAUUGGACUGUAUUAUUAUUCUUUAGGAUUUAUGAGUUUGGGAGAUACUUAUACUGGAAACUACGGGAUCCAGGAUCAGAGGUGUGCGUUACAAUGGAUCCAACAACAUAUUGCUGCUUUCGGAGGUAAUCCAGGCGCAGUAUCUAUCGUUGGACAUGACGCUGGCGCUGUUUCUGCUGGUAUUCACAUGUUGUCACCGUUAUCUAAAGGUAUGUUUAUCAAAUACGAAACUCAAAGCGUCGAUUUUGAAAUUAUUUGUUACAUUUUUUAAAAUAAUUGAUUUACUGACAAGACGAAUAUUUACAGGAUUGUUUAAAGCUGUAGUAGCUAUGUCAGGCGCAGAAGUAUCUUACCACUCAACUAUUGGCAAGCCUAUACUAGCCUUUAAUAACACGAUGAAGCUUGGCAGAUACCUAGGAUGUGUUCAGCCAGUAGCCCAACAAGUUUGGGAUUGUAUUCUGACGAGAUCCACUAACGAUAUUAUUCAAGCUGUAUCUCCAACCAACGUGCCAACAAUACCGGUCGAAUUCAAUCGCUACCUAUUCAUGCCGACCAUUGAUAACAGGGAAUUGUCAUCUCAUCCAUUGCUUUUACUCAAUGAAGUACCUACUGGAGGAGCAGAUCUACCUUCUCCUGUACCAUACUUGACAGGACUAAACAAGCACGAUGGAGUUGAGGCGAUUCUGGAGAAUCGACCAUUGGGGGAGUUUUCAGACUUUGAAGUGGAUGAGAGUUUUAUGAGGAGCUGGAUUAUAGAGUAUACCUACAGGCACAACUACACCAUGAAUAGGGAAUCUAUAAUUGCAGCAAUAUCAGAUUAUUACACGUUUUGGCCUGACAAGAGCGACAUUUGGAAUAUUAGGGACAAAUUUAUUGAGGUAAGCAGCCUUAGGUGUCGAUCAGGGACGUCGCUACGGGAAAAAAUUUUUUUGGUCCACAGGUACCUGUGGAUUUUUUUUCGGAUCGGCUCUGGGGGGGGAGUCACCCCGAACCACCCCCCCCAAACGACGUCCCUGGUGUCGAUAUAAUAUACUAUGUCAUUCGAUUUUGACUUAAAGUAUUAUACGAUUUGGUUAAUAUAAUACGUUUUAGUUAGUGACUGAUGCCUAUUACACAGCACCAAUAGCUCAAUCAACUCACUUACAUUCAGCAGCCGGCUCUAGAACCUUUAUGUAUGUGAACAGCUACAACUUCUCGGAAACACGCGACAAUCGAGAGCCUCGAGAGUCGAAUCAGGCCUUCAGAGAUUGGAUGGGGUCUUGUCAUCAAUGUGACUUGUACCUUCUGUUUGGAUUUCCCUAUUUGGAGCCUAAUUUGAUGCCAAAACAUUUGAAUGAAGUAGUUUGGUACAACACGGACAGAAAUGCCAGUUAUUUGUUCAGUUCGAUGGUCAGACAGUUUGUCAGAGUUUAGUAAGUUUUAUUAUCCUUGGCAUUGUUUUAUAUUGUUUUUGUUUUUAUCAUAUUUUUUUAAAUAUGAUAAUAUCCUAUCUUGAUUUUUCAGCGACCCAAACCUGCCAAAUCAAGGCAUUUGGCCAGCUUACCAACCAAGAGCACAUUGGUUCAUGAACUUUACUUAUCACGCCUUUCACCCAACUGAUCGUCUCGGCACGGUAGAUCGUGAUUAUCGCUACAGUGAAGUGGGAUUCUGGAAUAAUCUGAUUCCAGGCUUAGUCAACUACAUGACGACAACGUUCCCACCAGAUGGAGUCGUGGAACGGCGAGAACUAGUACUGUUUAAGAUUGUCUGCGCUAUUCUUGUCAUCAUCGUGAUGCUGCUUCUACUGGGAGUUCUUUCUUGUGGCUACAUGAUGUUUGACAGAAGGAAAGGGGAAGACUUUGAUAGGAGAACAUUGAUGACACGACAAUCAGAUUAUCACGAAACAUAUCAGCCACCUCAUCCUGGCACAGUCGGACCUCAACGAAUACCUAUGAAUCAGUUGUCUUCACUUUGA
Molecule: messenger RNA, 2898 nt
Organism: Bursaphelenchus okinawaensis
Lineage: Eukaryota; Metazoa; Nematoda; Chromadorea; Rhabditida; Aphelenchoididae
Source: the annotation of a GenBank genome assembly